Molecule: messenger RNA, 2148 nt
Organism: Salvia miltiorrhiza (redroot sage)
Lineage: Eukaryota; Viridiplantae; Streptophyta; Magnoliopsida; Lamiales; Lamiaceae
Product: heparanase-like protein 1
Exons: 10
Coding region: 278-1885 (535 amino acids)
Cellular component (GO): membrane; plant-type cell wall
Molecular function (GO): beta-glucuronidase activity
Source: RefSeq, a predicted model, not a curated record
ACAAAAUCUUAAAAACUAUAUUACCAUUUUCUUCCACUAACCUUUCUAAAAACACAACUGUUUCAUACCAAAUCGGUAAGUCCCUUCAAAAUUCCUCCACAUCUUCAAGAAAAUCCAUGACCAACCCAUUACAAUGGCAAACAUCAAUUUCUCGGUUGGUAAUGAAUUGGGUUUUAUUUAGUAUCUUAUCCCCACAAAAGAUUUUCAAGAAACAUUAGUGAAAAAAUCCUUCUAUUCAGCAAGAUUCCGUGUGCAUUGGCUGUUUCAUGGAGAAUGUAUGAUUUCUAAGGCCCUGUUCUUGGUCUUUCUGGCCUUUUGCCCGGCAAUUUUGGCGCAGGAAUCUGAAGAUGCCAAACUUGUCAUCAACACAAGCUCAACCGUUGCCAAAACGGAUGCUAAUUAUAUUUGUGCCACCAUUGACUGGUGGCCUAAAGAGAAGUGUGACUACAAUAGAUGCCCGUGGGGGUCAUCUUCUGUGAUAAAUCUUAACCUAUCUCAUCCUUCUCUAAUCAAUGCUAUUCAAGCUUUCAAGAAUUUGAGAAUCAGAGUUGGUGGUUCUUUGCAAGAUCAAGUACUUUAUGAUGUGGGAAAUUCAACAUCUUCUUGUCAACCAUUUACGAAGCAGAAGGGCGGGUUAUUUGGAUUUUCAAAGGGUUGCCUACAUAUGCGGAGGUGGGAUGAUCUGAAUACAUUUUUCAAGAAGACAGGAGUUAUUCUCACUUUUGGCCUUAAUGCUCUUUAUGGGAGGCACCAUUUGCGAAAAGGAGUUUGGGGAGGUGAUUGGGAUCCCAGCAAUGCUCGUGAUUUCAUCAGAUACACUAUUUCUAAGGAUUACAAUGUUGACUCUUGGGAAUUUGGUAAUGAGUUGAGUGGCAAGGGGGUCGGUGCUAGUGUUGGCGCGCAACAGUAUGGAAAAGAUUUGGUCCGUCUCAAUACUAUGGUCGAUGAACUGUAUGAAAAUCCCAUGCCAAAACCGGCUAUCUUGGCUCCGGGAGGGUUCUAUGAUAAGGCGUGGUUUGACACGCUGCUUCAAGUCUCGGGCCCUCAUGUAGUCAAUGUUCUGUCGCAUCAUAUGUACACUUUGGGUCCAGGAAAUGACCCGAACAUCAUGAAAAAGAUCCUAAACCCGAAUCACUUGGACAAGGCAUCAUUGACAUUUGGCAAUCUUAGUUCCACCAUUUUAGCAAAUGGUCCUUGGGCUGUAGCUUGGGUUGGUGAAUCAGGAGGGGCCUUCAACAAUGGUGCUAGGGGAAUAUCUAACGCGUUUCUCAACAGCUUCUGGUAUCUGGAUCAACUUGGAAUGGCAGCCAAGUACAAUACCAGAGUCUAUUGCCGGCAGACUUUGAUAGGCGGCUUCUACGGCCUCCUCAACAAAACUACGUUCGUCCCAACCCCCGACUAUUAUAGUGCAUUACUCUGGCAUCGGCUCAUGGGAGACGGAGUACUCUCCAUUCACAGCCACGCGUCGCCAUUCUUGCGUACUUAUGCUCACUGUGCAAGAGAAAGAGCCGGUGUAGUCGUUCUUCUGAUCAAUUUGAGCAACCAGACUGCGUUCGACAUUGAAGUUGAAUCAAGUGACAGUGCUCAAGUGCAAGUCAUCAAGACAAGGUCCGUGGUGCACAGGAUUAAGAAGUCGGUCUCGUGGAUUGGCAACAGAGCCUCGGACGAGAAACUGUCGAGAGAGGAGUACCGGUUGACUCCCAAGAAUGGCGAUCUUCGAAGCACUAUGAUGCUGUUGAACGGACAGCCGCUGCAGCUAACUGAGACGGGAGGGGUGCCGGACCUCGCUCCCGCCCACGUCGAAACGAACGCUCCUCUAAGUGUCGCUCCGCUUUCGGUUGCAUUUGUGGUGUAUCCCAACUUCAAUGCUCCAGGAUGCAAGUGAAGUUUGUGUAGCAGUUUGAAGGUUUGCUUCUUAUCUCAUGUGGUAGGGUUAGUUUUGUUAUACUGUACAUGUGUUUUUGAAGAGUGAUUAGGCUUUACUACUCUAGUCUAGUCUAGUAAACAAGUAGAAUGCUGAUAUUUUGGUGUAUUAGGUAGUAUGCUUUGUAUUCCUUGUUAUAUACUUAUUCUUUGUGAAAUGUAAUUUCAUCAAACAAUAAUGUAAAAUGAAAGAUUAAUAAUGUCAAGUUCUGGUUUUGAUCUUGA